GUUGACUUAAGCUCCCUCAGUUUCAUUGCACUCACCAGGCGCCUUGCCCUUUGCUGGUCUUCCUUUCUUGCUGGGGGCCAUCGUCCAUGCUCUUUGACCUAUGCCAAGGCUAUGCAUGUCUCCUUCUUCCUGCUCUUCCUCCUGGUCCUCUUCUCUCUCUUGACCAGUCCUUUGGGGUCCAGCCGGGGCUCAAGCCACCUGCCGUGCCCUCCCUCCUGCAAAUGCUCCCCUGACGCCAUCAUUUCCUGCGACCGAGCUGGCCUCCGGCGCCUCCCCAAGGAUAUUGCGGCCUCCACCAUUUCACUCAACCUCUCCAACAACUUCCUUCGCCUCCUGACUGCUGACGCCUUCAGCAACCUGACCUACCUCAAUAGCCUUUGGUUGAGCCGCAACAACUUGACCUUCUUGUAUCCCGGAGCAUUCAAAUCUCUCUGCAACCUGAGGGUGCUCCACCUGAGCCAGAACCCAAGGCUGACCUACCUCCAUGCCAACACCUUUGAAGGCCUCAAGAACCUCAUCAGCUUGGACCUGUCCCACUGCAACCUCUUUGAGAUCCAUCCUUUUGUCUUCUCCCACCUGCCUUCCUUGGAAGCCCUCGACUUAACCUCCAACAACAUGCGCUACAUCCCGGAGGCUUUCCGGAAACUGGUGCACCUGACAAAGCUCUCCCUGGAGAGGAACAACAUCGAAGCCAUCGGGAGGGACUCCCUCAAAGACAUGGUGGCCCUGAAGGACUUGAACCUGCGCAAGAACCGCAUCUGGACCAUCCAGAAGGAUGCAUUCCUCCGACUGGACAGGUUGGGUGUGUUGAAUUUAGGACACAACCGCCUCUCCGAUUUGCCUAAGCAGCUCUUUGCCGGAUUAACGCGGCUCAGGACCAUGCACCUCGAGGCCAACCAUCUCACCGGGAUCAGUUGCCCCUUUGGCAGCCUGCGCAACCUGCGGAAGCUGUACCUCAACAACAACCGCAUCGCCUCCAUUGCCAGCUCGGCCUUCUCCGCCUUGAAGGAGCUGGACUUCCUCCACUUAAACCGCAACAACCUGAGCCACCUCUCCAGCCACCUCUUUGUGGACCUGCCCAAGCUGAGGCGCAUCUCCUUGUCUCACAACCCUUGGGAGUGUGACUGCUCCAUGUUGUGGCUGGCCACCUGGAUCCUCACCUACCAAGGGCUCAUCGAGGGGCUCCACUGUGCCAACGAGACCUCUCUGCUCAGCUUCCUUGACCGGGAAGCUUUCUUGAACUGCCCACCACCUCCAAAGUUCACGCGAGAAGAUGGUUGCGAUGGGGGACACCAGAACGGUGUGUCCCAUCUCCCUACCCUUUCUCAGAAACUGAUAUAUGCCCUGCUUACCUGGUGGAGCUCAGUUGCUUUCUCCUUCCUGCCAUUCAACUGAGGCUGCAAUCUUACCUUAUUGU
Molecule: messenger RNA, 1417 nt
Organism: Anolis sagrei ordinatus
Lineage: Eukaryota; Metazoa; Chordata; Lepidosauria; Squamata; Anolidae
Source: RefSeq, a predicted model, not a curated record